AUGGGCCGCAGAAAGAUCGAGAUCAAGGCCAUCAAGGACGACCGGAACCGCUCAGUGACCUUUCUGAAGCGCAAAGGCGGCCUGUUCAAGAAGGCGCAUGAGCUCUCCGUGCUCUGCUCCGUCGACGUCGCCGUCAUCAUCUUUGGCCACAACAAGAAGCUCUACGAGUUUUCAUCGGGCGACAUCAACGAGACGAUUGGCCGCUAUCAAUACUAUGGCGGAGCCCACGAACACAAGGGUCCCGAGGACUUCAUGGGCAAGAAGGACGGCGACGACGAGGACGAUGACGACGAAGAGGGCGCGCCUCCACGGGAUUCGCACACCCCGCCAGAGCACGCCAUGAUGCAGCAUCACAUGCAGCAUUCGCAAUUCCAGCACAUCAGGAACACUGCGCCGUCCAUGUCCCCACCGAUAGGCAAUGGCGUUCCCUUCCAGCAGCGAGGCCCCUCACCCCAGCCUGGACAUCAUCUGUCGCGUCCAAACUCACGAGCCCACAUUCGCCGACCAAGCUCAAAUCUCGCUCCUCCUCAGCCAUAUCCCUCGCAAGCUCCGCCGCCGCCCAACAGCUAUGCAUACAUGCCGAACCCGCCCUUCUAUAACCCCCAGGUUCCCCAACACAUGGCGCCCAAGCCUCAGCCCACUCCACCAGCUCCGCAGUUCCAGCACUCAUACCCCAUGCCACAACACCCACAGGUGCAGCAGUUUAUCCAACAGGAACAGCAGCGGAGGCAGUCGAUGCCCCCCACGAUCCAGCAGCAGCAGCAACAGCAGCAGCAACAGCAGCAACAACAACAACAACACCAACAUCAGCAACAGCAUCAGCAACAACAGCAGCAACCGCCACCACCACCGCCACCACCUCAAGGAUCUCAGCCGCAACAAGAGCGUCCUCCGCAACCCACAAUCACAGUCCCAUCUCCACCUCAGCAGAACGACUUCCAAAGCCCCCCUCUCCCCCAGCCAAAGCCUCUACAUGCGUCCGCCAAACACAGCAUCUUCACCCCGAUCGAUGACAGCCAGUCGAUGCUCGCAGCGCAUUGGGGCAGCAGCAAUGUAAACCCGCCGCGGAGUGAAGUUCCCUUCAUCAAGCAAGAAAAUCGUGCGCAGUCCAUUGACGUUGCUGCCAUGUCACGGCUUCAACCGAAUAGACUUUCUCCGCCCCAACCACAGCCUUCACAGAUGCCCAGCCAGCCGCCGCCCCAGCGGACGCAGUCCACGUCCUCGAUGCCUACCAUCCCUCCCCCUUCACGGACAAACAGUCUGCGAAUGGGCGAGAAUAAGCCGAGACUAAGGGUGCAGAUUCCCAGCGAACACUCAGACGCUGGAAGUGCCACUGCCGACUCGUCUCCCAAGGAUUCUGGUACAACAGGUGCCACACCCGGGCGCAGCACGGAUGCAUCACAUUCUUCCGGCGUUGUUCUACCUCCGCCUUCACCGAGCGCAAACUCGCUUCUCAGUGCCGGUGCAACUGGUCCACCCAAUCCUUUCGCGCGUCCUCCACCGCCUUCGAACAACGGCUCGUACGGUAGCCGCAACGAUAUGGAAACCCCCAUCUCGGCCCUGCCUAGUCGUUUUGUGGAGAAUGGCCUUUUGCCUUCGCCUUCGAGCUUCUACCCCGAAUGGGGUUUUGGUCGCGACUCGAAUAUGCUACCAAGUCCGUUGACGUUUCAGACCCCAGUAGCACCGAGUGGACCUAGCUUUGCUCGCGAUGAUUCUUCGGAUCGCAAGCGGAAGACGUCCGAUGGAGGCUCCGAUGCUGGCAGUCAAAAGCGCAUCAAGACUUGA
Cucurbitaria berberidis CBS 394.84 is the source of this 1785-nucleotide messenger RNA. RefSeq lists its product as uncharacterized. The transcript is spliced from 3 exons. Gene Ontology annotation, biological process: positive regulation of transcription by RNA polymerase II. The coding region runs from base 1 to 1785 and encodes 594 amino acids. NCBI's taxonomy places the organism in Eukaryota, Fungi, Ascomycota, Dothideomycetes, Pleosporales, Cucurbitariaceae. Gene Ontology annotation, molecular function: DNA-binding transcription factor activity, RNA polymerase II-specific; RNA polymerase II cis-regulatory region sequence-specific DNA binding; protein dimerization activity. The record is from RefSeq and is a predicted model, not a curated record.